Lycium barbarum (goji berry) is the source of this 378-nucleotide messenger RNA. RefSeq lists its product as uncharacterized. The record is from RefSeq and is a predicted model, not a curated record. Lineage: Eukaryota; Viridiplantae; Streptophyta; Magnoliopsida; Solanales; Solanaceae. The transcript has 2 exons. Bases 1 to 378 code for a protein of 125 amino acids.
AUGGCCCCAUUUGAGGCUCUUUAUGAGAGGAGAUGUAGAUAUCCUAUUGGGUGGUUUGAUGCAUUUGAGUUAAGACCAUGGGAAACUGUCCUUUUGAGAGAGUCACUAGACAAGGUUAAGGUGAUUCAAGAAAAGCUUUUGUCGGCAAAGAGUAGACAGAAGGAAUAUGCGGACCGGAAGGUCCGAGAUCUUGUGUUCAUAGUUGGGGAACAAGUUUUGUUGAAAGUCUCACCCAUGAAUGUCAUGUUGGAUGAGAACUUCUCUUAUAAGGAAGAACAUAUUGCUCUUCUAGAUAGAGUAGUUCGUAAGUUUAGGUCUAAGGAGAUUGCGUCCGUUAAGGUUCAGUGGAAGAACCGCUCCAUUGAGGAUGCUACUUAG